Vanessa atalanta (red admiral) is the source of this 3541-nucleotide messenger RNA. It is a transcript of the gene FER, whose product is annotated as tyrosine-protein kinase Fer. The coding region runs from base 306 to 2909 and encodes 867 amino acids. Gene Ontology annotation, molecular function: ATP binding; non-membrane spanning protein tyrosine kinase activity. The record is from RefSeq and is a predicted model, not a curated record. Gene Ontology annotation, biological process: peptidyl-tyrosine phosphorylation. The transcript is spliced from 15 exons. Lineage: Eukaryota; Metazoa; Arthropoda; Insecta; Lepidoptera; Nymphalidae.
GGCAUUCACGUCGUGCGCCGUUACUGAAUGGACGUGUGCCGCGCGCCUCGCUCUAUUCAACGCACUACUACUACAACAAUUUUAAUCGGACUGUUUUUUUUGUUUGUAGCGUUCUAAUUUAUUUCGCCGGCGCGAGCACUAAAAUUAAAAGCUUUAUUCGGUAACGCUAUCUACUGAUUAUUUGCCGUCAGCUUAGAAUCUAUUGUCACGGAGUGACGUAAAGCCUGGUGCAGUGAUAACGGAGAGUGAUGUGAAUUGUGUUGUGUUUACGUUACGAUGUGCGUGGUAGUGUAGGAGGCUGUAUCAUGGGGUAUGCAUCGAACGGUGCGGGGCGGGCGGCGCACGAGGCGCUACUUGCCCGACAUGAUGCCGAGUUGCGUCUGAUGGAGACUAUGAAGCGAAGUUUGCAGGCUAAAAUGAAAAGCGAUAGAGAGUACGCUCUGGCGUUGUCCGCUGCAGCCGCACAAGGACAAAAGAUGGACAAAUGCGAGGAAUUGAACGGUUCAGUAAUAGCAUCGGCAUGGCGGACGAUGACUGAGGAAUGGGAAAACACAAGUCGCCUGAUAAAGGCCAACGCUGAGGCACUGGAUUCUCGUGCCUUGGAUCGCCUGAACACUCUUAUGACAGAGAGGCGGAAGGCUCGUAAAGUUUAUCAGGAAGAUCAUAGUAAAAUAUCUUCCCAAUUCACACAGCUCUCAGAAGAGGUCCAGAGGAAACAAAGCGAGUACCAAAAAUGUCUCGAGUCAUACAAACAGAUGAGAGCCAAAUUCGAAGAGAAUUACCUUAAAUGUCCAACCAGUCGAGGAGGACGUAAACUAGACGAGACCAGGGACAAGUAUGGCAAAGCUUGCCGAAGGUUACACAGAGCUCACAAUGAAUAUGUGCUGCUGUUGGCGGAGGCGACGGAGUGCGAACGAGCGCUGCGUACCGCAUCUCUGCCUGCGCUGUUUGACCAACAGCGACGGCUUGGAGAGGCAACGGCUUCGUCGUGGAAAGGAAUUUUGAUGGAAGUGGUGCAGAGAUCCGACUUUGGUACGGAGAAGUUUAAGGAGAUACAAAACAAGAUUGAAUCGUCUGUACAGAAUCUGAGGCCGCAAGAGGAGUACAAAGAGUUUAUUGAAAAAUACAGGUCACCGCCCUCAACUCCAAUUUCAUUCAAUUUCGACGAGAGCUUAGUCGAAGACACUAGCGGCAAACUUCAACCGAAUCAAUUAACCGUUGACAAUCUCACAGUCGAAUGGCUCAAAGAGAAGUUGACAGAACUGGAAACGAUAUUACAGGAUAAUCGGGAAAAACAAACGGCGUUACAAGGCCCAGAGAUAAUUGGUAAUGGUGUCUGUAAAAACAACAACACUGGUAUGACAAAUGGGGUUAAUGGAGUCGAUAGACAUUCCCCACCGCCGAUCCCCGUGACGACGGCGGAACCCGUGAAGCUGCUGGAGCUACGCGUGUCGGAGCGCAAGUGUGCGCGGCAGGCGGAGAUGAUCCGCGCCGCGCUUGCCGAGCUGGGCUGCGAGGAGGCGCCCAGCGGCUGUCCCGACCUUUCCGCCGAGGUCGUGGGCGUCGACAGUCUGGACGGCAGCUCUCCCGACCACCAGGAUCGAUCAUCUCUCGGAUCUAAAGCGUCGAUGGACGCUUUGCGAUUGCACCUCCACUCUAUCAUACCACCGAAGCCGUUCUUCAGAAUGUUUACACGACCCUUCCGACGCAAGUCGGUUCCGUCCAGCCCCGCGUUACCACCCAAGACAUAUAGAAGUAGCAGUGAGGGACCUUCGGAUUCGGUUAGUGUGAGUGAGACAGAGCGAUCAUUAGUAGACCAAGAAUGGUUCCACGGUGUACUGCCUCGGGAGGAAGUGGUUCGUUUGUUAAGAGCUGAUGGGGAUUAUUUAGUCAGAGAAACGACCAGAAAUCACGCAAGGCAACUAGUAUUAUCAGUAUGUUGGGGACAACAUAAACACUUCAUCGUACAGACUACGCCAGAGGGCCACUACCGGUUCGAGGGUGCGGCGUUCCCGUCGGUGGGCGAGCUGAUCGCGUGGCAGCGCACGAGCGGCGUGCCCGUCACGGCGCGCUCGGGGGCGCUGCUGCGGCGCGCCGUGCCGCGCGAGACCUGGGAGCUCAACAACGACCACGUGCAGCUGCUGGACAAGAUCGGACGGGGUAACUUCGGCGACGUGUACAAGGCCCGGCUGAAGACUACGGGUCAGGAGGUGGCUGUGAAGACGUGUCGGGUGGCGCUCCCGGAGGACCAGAAGCGCACCUUCCUGCAGGAGGGUCGCAUCCUUAAGCAAUACCAGCACCCUAACAUUGUGAGACUCAUCGGUAUCGCAGUACAGAAGCAACCCAUCAUGAUCGUCAUGGAACUCGUACCUGGUGGUUCCCUAUUAACGUUCCUACGGACGAGAGCAUCGAAUCUCAGUUCCCGAACGCUGCUAGCGAUGUGCAGAGACGCUGCGGGCGGCAUGCGGUACCUAGAGUCGAAGAACUGCAUCCAUCGCGACCUGGCCGCCAGGAACUGCCUCGUGGGAGAUGAUAACAUCGUCAAGAUAUCGGACUUCGGCAUGUCGAGGGAGGAGGAGGAAUACAUAGUGUCGGGCGGCAUGAAGCAAAUACCUAUCAAGUGGACGGCUCCGGAAGCUUUGAAUUUUGGAAAGUACACGUCGCUGUGUGAUGUGUGGAGCUACGGCGUGCUGAUGUGGGAGAUCUUCUCCAAAGGAGACACGCCGUACGCCGGCAUGAGCAACUCGCGCGCGCGGGAGAAGAUCGACAACGGGUACCGCAUGCCAGCUCCCGAGGGCUGUGCGGAAGACGUUUACGCGCUGAUGUUGCGUUGUUGGGAGUACGAGCCUGACAAGAGACCGCAUUUCCACCAGAUAUACACGAUCAUAGACAAUAUUUACAACAGAUAAUUUUAAUCAGUCAUUUUGUAUUAUAAAGGUAAAUGUCUAUGUUUGUAAUGUUAUUGUAGAAUAUGUUGCAAAAUAUGGUGAUAAUUAUUGUAGAAGGGAAAAUAUCUGUUACUUUUCUCAAAUGUUUACCUGACUGCUUUUGUAUUAUUUGAAACUUAUAUUGAAAAAAAAAAACAUUGUAAUCUAUGUUAUAUAGCUUAGUAUUAAAAUUAUAUUUUGAUGCCUUUUACAUAAAUGUUGAUCUCUAGAAAAACUUUAGGGGUUGAGCGAUCAUGAAUGGUUUUAGGAGUAUUAGGAAAAGAAAUUAGUGUUUAAAAAUGUCAACAUUUAUGUAAUAGUGAAUUAUUUCAUUAAUUGCCAUUUCACUUUGUUAUAUUUCCAUGUUAACCCGCAAAUUAUUAAUUAAGUUUCUUUAUAUUUGCAGGUAUGUUAUUAUUAAAAAUUGCUUUAUUCAAAGUGUGCAAUUUGUGUUAUAAAAGCGGACUUAUUACUUCUACUAGUUAUGUCGCGUUUCAGAAUCAUUGUUAACUUAGCGAAAUGUUAUAGGUAAUAAUAAAUUUUAAAAUACAAAAUUGAAAACUAUUAUUUUACAAAGGUGCAAAUAUUGAUAUUAAAUAUUACAUAAAAAUCUU